This is a messenger RNA of Closterium sp. NIES-67, 7502 nucleotides long. Lineage: Eukaryota; Viridiplantae; Streptophyta; Zygnematophyceae; Desmidiales; Closteriaceae. The record is from the annotation of a GenBank genome assembly.
CUACCACACCAGGCAGCAGACACUCCCAGCAAACCCAUGGGACUACAGUCCUGCUUCCAGGACCUCUAGGGUUGACCCUGAUGCAACAUAGCUCACGGAUAGAUUUUCGUAUAGUAGUCUCGAGACGCAUUGAGUUAGCUCAGGGAAGGGACUGAAAGUUGUACGUUCAUGCGAGCACCCAGCGUCGUUCAGAGGACGCUGAAACCGCUUCCAGUCCCUAGUAUUCUGAUUUUCUCGUGCACUUAAUUAAGUUAUUUCCUCUCAGCAUAGGAACCACCCUCCCUCGCUUUGCUCCUCUCUGUGCUUAAAUGUCGUAGAUAUCGGACUAGCCUUCCCGUGGCUUUGGCCGGCUUAUCCUGGCGAGCGGAAAUGGCGUCGAGGCGGCUUUCGUGCUUACUUGCCAUUCUUGUCGUCACCAGCGUCACUAAAACAUCGUCGCAGCAGAUCCCCCCGUCGUGCACCUCCCUCGCCACCGUCUUCGUUGCCAGCACUGGCAGAGACACCGGCUGCUGCGACUCCGAGACCGCUCCCUGUGCCACGCUGCAAGCAGCGGUCGCCAGGGCUGCGCCAUCCGCAACCAUCACCCUCCUCCCGCCCCCCGCCGGCUCUCCCCAAUCCGCUAUCAGAUCUUCGCCGACCAAAUCCGCCGUGCAGCUGGGCGGCAGAUCUCUCACCAUCACCGGCGCGCCGCCCGCCUCCGCCCCAGCUUCCCCCACAGCAAUCACACUGGAUUGCAGCGGCGGUCCGUGCCUGAACGCCACGUGUGCUGGUGCGGGGUGCGGUGCGGGGACUAAGGUGGUGCUGACGCUGGCACUGUUCACGCUGACCAAUGGCGUGUCGGACGACUCGGGAGGUUGCGUGGAUGUCCGGGGGCAGGGCCUUGUCGUCAACAACAUGGCUUUCACCCGCUGCACUGCAACCAACCUAGGGGGAGGCAUCUCAGUGCAGGGGGCAGGCGCGUCUCUCGCCCUCUCGUCCUCCUCCUUCGCUGCCUGCUCCGCCCCUGGCUCCGACCUCACCUACAUGUACAACUCGGGGGGCGGCGCCCUCAGCGUUACUGGUCCUGCCACACCUGCCACCGCGGGCGGUUCUGGUGCAGGUGCUUCUGGUGCGGGUGCAGCUGCUGCAGGGGGAGGGCUGGUGCAGGCGCAGCUGACGGGUGUGACUGUAACGAGGUGCAGCUCGGAGAAUGGGGCGGGAGGGGGGCUGCUGUUUAAGGGGGCGAAGGUGGAGGUGAAUGGAGGGACGCUGUCGGGGUGCCGGGCGUUGUUUGGCGCGGCGAUUGGGUCGAUGUACUCGGAUGUGGCCAUGGAAGGGGUGACGGUUGUCGAUGGCCUGGGCGUGAUUGGUGGGGCAAUAGCGGACGAGGGCUCCUCCUCCUUCUCCCUCUCCUCCUCCUCGCUCUCUGCCUCCUCCUCCAAUGGCACGCUGCCAGCUGGCGUGUACACGUCCGGCUUCGGCUUUGGGGGGUGUCUGGCGCUCAAUGCCACCCAGACGGUGACAGUCACAUCCGUUAGUGCCACCAAGUGUGUGACGGACUACGAGGGCGGAGCUGCGUGGGUGUUCACGGUGGCUCAGGCGACUCUCACCAACUGCACCCUCGCUGACAGUUACGCCACCUUCCUAGGAGGCGGCCUAUCCGUGACGGGCGGCAUUCUCCUAAUCUCUAACAGCACCAUCGCCCGCAACGUCAUGGACUACACCCUUACCUCCUCGCCUGGGGGCGCCGGCCUAUCACUGGCUGCCACGUCAGCGCGCGUGGAGGGAACAGUGAUUGCGGAUAACAUUGGGAUUACUGCUGGGGACGCGGCGUACAUUGAUGGGUACGGUGGCGGGGUGUAUAUCGGGCAGGAUGGCGACCCGGUGGUAACCACACAGGAGUUUGACUCGUGCACCUUCUCCGGCAACCAGGCCAAGGGAGGGGCGGGGUUCUACCAGUCCGGUGGCGGACUGGCUAUCUUCACCAACACGGUGUUCCGCGACAACGGGGGCACUGGCGAGCUGGGGGGCGCGAUGCUGGCGCUGACGUCAGCGGAGGUGCGCAACUGCACGUUUGAGCGCAACAGUGCGUCGGGGUCGGGAGGAGCCAUCUACAGCGAAGGGACGGGGUACCUGCUCAUUGUGGACUCCACGUUCACCCAGAACUCCGUUCAGCUCAAGGACGGGGGCGCUAUCUACAUCAUUGCAGCGGACAGCAACGUGACAGUGCAGGGCAGCACGUUCACGGGCAACAGGGCCAACACCUCGCGGGGGGCUGCCAUCUUCAGCGGGGGCUCGCUGCUGGAAGUGAAGGACACCGUGUUUGAGGAUAACUGGUCGUACCUCAAGGGCGGCGCCGUCACAGUGGAGGGAUCCCGAGGCACAGAGGCUACCACCCUGGCGCGCUUCUCAAACGCCACCUUCACCAGAAACACCUCCCCGGUGGGCGGAGGGGCCCUCCUCUGCAGCCUCAACUGCACGGCGUCCCUCACCAACUGCACCCUCGCCGACAACAACAGCACGGCAGCUGGCGCCCUGCUCGCCCAGGAAACCUCGACCCUCACCCUCACAUCGUCCACCUGCCAGGGUAACACCGCGGACGCGGCUGGCGGGUGCCUGCUAGUGACUGAUUUUGCGACGAUCACUGCACAGCGAAGCACGUUUAGGGGGAAUAAGGCGGGCAGUGGUGGCGGGGUGGGGAAGGUGUCUGGGUCUGGAAGGCUGGUGAUGACCCGGUGCCAGGUGGAGGCCAAUGAGAGCCCGACAGGUGGCGCGCUGUGGGUGGAGAUGGAGGGGGCGGUGGAAGACACUGGGAGCGGUUUUUUUGGCAACAGCGCGAGUUUUGAAGGAGGGGCGGUUUUUGCGACGCACAGCGCGUCUGUGAAGCUGCUUUCCUCGGAUUUCGAGUCGAAUUCGGCGCUGAGAGGUGGUGCUAUGUUGUUGGACACAGACGCUAAGCUCACCUCUGCCUCCUCCUCCUUUAUCAACAACUCUGCCUCGGCUCUCCUUAUGAGGGGCAGCACGCAGGCCACGCUUACUCAGGCGCGUUUUGCACGUAAUUCUGCCCCUGAAGGCACCGGAGGGGCUGUUUGGGCAGCUGCCGAAACUUCUCUGACCGUCCGAUCGUCCAAUCUGACGGGCAACACUGCUGUCACGGGCGGCGGAAUCUUUUCGGAAGGGUCUACCCUGGUGACCCUCGACGCGUCCCGAUUCGAGGGCAACAACGCGGUUACCGGCGCGGCGCUGGCUGUGGCGGGCAGCUCGAAACUUUCCGGCGGUAACCUGACGUUUGUGGGGAACAGUGCAAGUGCUGCAGGAGGGGGUGUGGCGUUUUUGGACCAAUCAAACGGGGUGUUGAAGGGGGCGUGGAUGACUGGAAAUAGGGCAGUGGUGGGGGGUGCUGGGGUGUAUGUAAAGCGAGCAGAAAUGCUGGGAAUAUCUUCUUCUGGGGCUGGCGCUGCUGGCAACGCUGGCAAUACUACCAGUGCUACCAAUACCACUGCUGGUGCUGGACCAUCAUCUAACACUUCCACAGCUGCAACUGCAACUGCUGCUGCUGAGAAUGCUGCGAGUGGCACAACCAGCACCGCCAGCAGCAGCAUGGGGGUGUCGAAGGCUGACCUUGCGCCGCUGGUGUGCGGCAACCUGGCGUUCAGUGAGAACCAGGCCAUGUACCAGCAGGGCGUGGCCUUCUACGAGGCGUCAUUCGACCCCGCGGUGCGCAUCGGGUGCGAGGAGUGUGUGCAGGAACAGCCCAGCCAGACCAUCGGCAGCAUUCCCAAGAACUUCUACUUCACUUUCGCCGGCAUGGAGCAGGGCGCCAACAAUCUCUCCACAGUGCCAUCCUUCGUGGCGCUCACAGCUGUUGGAACCCCGAUCGCGGGGCUCACUGUGGUCAUUGUGGAUGACUACGACAACACUGUCGUUCAGGACAACUCGUCACUGGUGGCCAUAUCUCCCAACAGGCUCAUCUCCGGGUCUCUGCGCGCCACAGCGGUGGAGGGGCAGGCAGAGAUGCCGGAAGUGGCCGUCAUGGUCACUCCAGACGAGGCCACGCCCUUCCGCCUCGCGGUCACCGUCUCCAGCCCCACUAAUGAGUUCCCCGAUAUAGUGCACGCGUUCACUGUAGACUUCUGCGCCGCCGGAACCUUCCUUAAUGUUUCGGAUUCCGGGAAUGGCGUGGCGGGGACGUGCGAGCCCUGCCCUGUUGGUAGCUGGUGCGAGGCGGGGCAGCCGUCGAACCCCUGUGACGAUGGCAGCUUUACGUUCUAUCCGUAUGCUACAACCCCGGACGAGUGCGUGGCGUGUGGUGAUGACAACCUGGAUUGCACAGGUGGCGUACUGACGAUCGGUGUUCAGGCGUGGCUGGACCCCCGCACGUACAACGAUACGCCCACCACGUACAGCUGUAUUAUCACCAAUGGGUGUAUGGAGCACCAGUACGAGUACAACCUCACCAGCAACACCGGCGACGUGGCGAUCUGCCCCCCGGAAUACAACCCCUCCUCCCCCAUGUGCUGCCUGUGCGCCGACAACUACUACUCCUUCCUGGGAGACUGUAACUCGUGCGGCGAUAUCUUCAAGAAGCUGUUCCCACUGCUCUUUAUUCUGAUGGUGGGAGUGUGGGUGGCCAUGUUCCUCCUCGCCAACAACUACGAUAACAUCGACAUCUUCCUCACUGAGGUGCAAUACCUCACGGUGGUCGCCUCGUUGAACCUGAACGCGCCAGCAGCACCCACCGGAUGGGUGGGGUGGCUCAUCAAGAUCUACAACCUCUCCGUCUUUGACCCGGACGUGGUUGGCCCCAACUGUGUGAUGACCUACCGCUUCCCGCAACAAUUCGUUUUUGGCAUCCUCAUCUUCGUGGUUGGCUUGGCCGUGUACGCCCUCCACUGGUGCUUCUUCCUGCUGCGCGAGCACAUCAAGCUCAUCAAGGCGAAGCGGGCGGCAGAGAGAGGCGAGGACAGCGGUGUGGGGGAGCUCAGCAGCACAGCGGCGAAGCAGCAGCGGCAGGAGUACUACAACGGGCUGGUGGGGGGCGUGGCGAGCUGGCUGGACGUUUGUUAUAUGGGUAUUCUGGCGCGCGUGCUGCCCGUGUUCCAGACUCAAAUGCUCGGUGACACGCAGGUGAUGCUGUUCGCGCCUGAGAUCGAGUGGCUGUCCCCCACGCACGUGGGCAUGCUCAUCCCCUCGAUCAUAAUCCUCAUUGUGUAUCUCGCCGGAGUGCCGCUGCUGUACGCGUGGCUGCUCUUCUCGGCCAAGUGGAAUCGCACACUCUUCACGCCAGAGUUUGACGACAAAUACGCCUUCCUCACUGAGCGAUUCGCACGCAAGUUCUACUGGUGGCACCUGCUCAACAUGUCUCUGCGGGUCAUCUACGGCUGCAUCCUCGUGUUCCUCUACGAGAACCCCGAGGCGCAGAUCAUCAUCAUCGUGGUCUUGCAGAUCCUCCGCAUCGUCGUCGAGUACCGCUUCGCUCCUUUCACCUCGUCGUCUGUCGAGUAUCUGCAAGCAACUCUGAACCUCGGCGAAGUUUUUUUCACGCUGAGUCUCCUUAUCUUCAACUACACGUCGGAGGCGAUCCUCUCAGAGGUGAUCAUGGGCAUCAGCACGCUGCUCAUGCUGCUCCCCGCGCUCGUGGCGAUCAGCUACGAGGUGUCAAGCAAGCGCAUGGAGGCGUUUAACAACGGUGUGCUGGACGACAUCUGGGAGAAGGAGAGCUGGAAGAGGGAGGACCAGCUCAGGGGGCUCGACCCGUACCAGAUCGUGCAACUCAGCCAGAUCGGAGGGUGGUUCCGCCCUCAAGCCCUCUUCCACUUCCUGCACCACCGCAAGGGCAUCGACCUGCUGCUUAAGGUGCGCGAUCGCGUGCAGGCGUGCUCCCUGGCCGGGCUCGGUGAGGUCGAGUGGAUUGAGCAGCUCAAGAAACCCCAGCAGUAUGCCGGCCUCUCGCAGAUCCUCCUCGGAAACAAGAAGGGUUACAUUCCCGUCGCGCGGUUACCACCGCAGGGCGUGUACUGCAUGUUACACGGGGUGUGGCACCCGGAUGGGCUGUGCACUGCUGCCCAGGCUGCGGCGGCGGCCCGGCGCCGAACCACCCCCAGAAGCAAGUCCCGAAGCAGCCGGGCUUCAUUCUCGGGGGCAUCGUUCGGGGGGGGAGCAGGAGAGGGAGGGGCGGAGACACCUGGGGGAGGGCUGCGAAGGAUGGUGAGCUGGGGGGCGAACACCGCUGGUGGUAGCAGUAUGAGGGAGAGAGAGAAGCCCGUGAAGAGCCUGAAGAUCGCUGAGAAGAGCUGGCCGCCGCAGCUCGGGAGGAAGGUCCACUGGUGUGCUGCCUCCGGUUUCGACCCUCUUGCUGCGACAAGGAGGUUCGGGAGCGGGAGGCUCGGGACCCCUGGUGGGGUGACUGGUACCCCGACAGCGGGAGGAGGAGGCGGAUGGGGAGGAGGAGAGGGAGGAGCUGGGACUCCCUUGGGUGGAGGUCGAGAGGAGGCUAAGUCCCCGUACCCUGUUGCUCCUGAAACGCCCACUACUCCCAGCACUAUUGCCACUGAGUCUCCUGCUGCUGCUGCAGCUGCUGCUGCUGAUGAAGCCAAGCCGAAGAAACGGCUGCUGAGGCAGAUGUCUGAUAGGGACGACAGCGACACAGAGGGCACAGGCGAAGGCGCAGGAGCAGGAGCAGGAGGAGCAGCAGGAGGAGGGGGGGGAAGCAGGCCGGGAACAGCAGGAGAAGGGAUCAUGAGGGGAGCAAUAGGCCGGCCGGGCAGCGCCGGGGGAGGGGCAAUAGGAGGGGGGGGAGGGAUGGAGAUGGUGCAGGCGAAUUUGGAUAUGGCGGAGCUGACGUUUGCCUUCCAAUCGAAUCUGGCGCUGCUGGUGAAGUCGGAGAAGAAGCGCAAGGUGCAGAAGGAGGCGCUGAGGACGAUUGUCCACUCCAAGGCCACGUACCACAUCCUCAGCUGGUUCACGAGUGAGGAGAGCACUGUGGACGACCAGCGGCUGUUUGCAGAGCUGGUGAAGGCGGUGCGGCAGGCGACCAAGACUCGCAAGCGCACCAUGCGCUGGCUGCAGGGCGCGCAGUGCUUCUACCCCGGGGAAGGGCGCCUCACCAACCGGCUGUCCAAGAUGCUGAGUGAGGAGCACCCACUUGACAACGAUCAAACCAACGGAGCGCAUGGGGAGCCAUAAACGCUCCAUAUUGUCCGUACUCGAAGCUUCUGGUCUAAUUCAUUUGCACUGGGUACUGUAUACAGGAUCUGGAUUGGAGAAACAUGCGUGGUUGGAGGCAGAGGCUUGUCAUGUCAUAUCUGCUUUACUACAUGUACCAUGCUUUUGUUUCAAUGAGGUGGAAUGGCUGGGAGGUACUCUAGUGGCCGACUGUUGGAGUCGUUGCUCUGAUUUGCUUGAUGCGUGCUUCAUCCAUUUCUUUAUUCGGGAAUAAUGGUGCAUGGUUAUCCAUUAUUACAGCUGCUUUUGUAGAAGAAAAUGGCUUGGUUAUUGUAUUCAGGAUGAAUGCCUCAACGCGU